Molecule: messenger RNA, 1287 nt
Organism: Chanos chanos (milkfish)
Lineage: Eukaryota; Metazoa; Chordata; Actinopteri; Gonorynchiformes; Chanidae
Gene: gabra2b
Product: gamma-aminobutyric acid type A receptor subunit alpha2b
Exons: 8
Coding region: 175-1287 (370 amino acids)
Biological process (GO): gamma-aminobutyric acid signaling pathway; chloride transport; monoatomic ion transmembrane transport
Cellular component (GO): membrane
Molecular function (GO): extracellular ligand-gated monoatomic ion channel activity; GABA-A receptor activity
Source: RefSeq, a predicted model, not a curated record
UCUGCAGAUGCCAAUUCGGAUGCUUUCAAGAACAACAUCACUCUCUUCACAAGAAUCCUGGACAGACUUCUUGAUGGAUACGACAAUCGACUUAGACCAGGGUUAGGAGAUCGUGUAACCGAGGUUAAGACUGACAUCUACGUCACCAGUUUUGGCCCAGUAUCUGAUACGGACAUGGAGUACACAAUAGACGUGUUUUUCCGACAAAGCUGGAAAGACGAGCGGUUGAAGUUCGACGGGCCAAUGAACAUCCUUCGGUUGAACAACUUGAUGGCGAGCAAAAUCUGGACGCCAGACACGUUCUUUCACAAUGGGAAGAAGUCUGUGGCCCACAACAUGACCAUGCCCAAUAAAUUACUGCGGAUUCAGGAGGAUGGCACUCUGCUAUACACCAUGAGGCUGACGGUUCAUGCUGAAUGUCCCAUGCACCUAGAGGAUUUCCCUAUGGACUUCCACUCCUGCCCCCUCAAAUUCGGCAGCUAUGCCUACACAAUGACAGAGGUCACAUACACCUGGACAAAAAACCCUUCUAACUCUGUAGUGGUGGAGGGAGAAAGUUCCAGAUUGAACCAGUAUGACUUAUUGGGUCAAACUGUAGGCAACGAGACCAUAAAAUCCAGCACAGGUGAGUAUACUGUGAUGACGGCGCAUUUCCAUCUGAAGAGGAAGAUCGGUUACUUUGUCAUCCAGACCUACCUCCCCUGCAUCAUGACUGUCAUCCUGUCCCAGGUCUCCUUCUGGCUCAACCGGGAAUCUGUGCCUGCCAGAACCGUCUUCGGUGUAACCACAGUCCUCACCAUGACCACUCUGAGUAUCAGUGCGCGAAACUCCCUGCCCAAAGUCGCUUAUGCCACAGCCAUGGAUUGGUUCAUUGCUGUCUGUUAUGCCUUCGUCUUCUCCGCCCUGAUCGAGUUCGCCACCGUCAACUACUUCACCAAGCGUGGCUGGGCCUGGGAUGGAAAGAGCGUUGUCAGUGAUAAGAAAAAGGAGAAAACCUCGGUAAUUAAAAAGAACAACGCCUACGCAGUCGCGGUGGCAAACUACGCCCCCAACAUUACCAAGGAUACCGUGCUGCCGACCAUCGCAAAGGGCGGGGUUGCCGAUCCGAAUAAGGCCAAAGCAGAGGGCAAGCCAGCCGAGAGCAAGAAGACCUUCAACAGCGUUAGCAAAAUCGACAGGAUAUCCAGGAUCAUGUUCCCUGUCCUCUUUGGUACCUUCAACCUGGUAUACUGGGCCACGUAUUUAAACAGAGAACCGGUUAUCAAAGACAUGGUGCCUUCUGUAUGA